AUGGAGGAGACCAACACCACAGACCUGUCCCUCAGCAACGUGACAUCUGGAUAUGAACACUUCCAAUAUAUUUAUCCAUCUGACUGCAUACGUCAUUAUUGGUUACUGAUCAUUGCAGGUGUCAGUAUCUGUAUUUGCCUGUGUGGCCUCAUGGGGAAUAUGCUGGUUCUGUGGUUCCUGGGCUUCCAGAUGAAGAAGAAUCCCUUCACUGUCUACGUCCUGAAUCUGGCCGUUGCUGACUUACUCCUGCUUCUCUUCCUUCCUGCAUAUUUUACUUUAGACAUUCUUCAACAAAUCUAUUGCCUUUCCCCACUUCAAUAUGCUUCAACUUACGAUAUCCUUUCGACCCUCUUUAUGUUUUCCUAUUUUGCCAGCAUGUACCUCCUGUCAGCAAUGAGCCUGGAGAGGUGCCUGUCUGUCCUGUUCCCAAUCUGGUACCGAUGCCAUCGCCCAAAGCACUUGUCCGGCAUCACGUGUGGGGUGCUCUGGGCUCUCGCUGCACUUUUUGCUUCUUUGCUUUCCUUUGCUUGCAUAUUCUAUGUAAGCUGUAGAGAGACGUGGCAUGGCGUGAGCACUGUGAAUAUUCUCAUUUUCUCUUUAUUGCCCUUCCUUUCCAACCUGGCCCUGUUCAUCAAACUCCGCUGUGGUACACGGAGACGACACCCAGGGAAGCUCUAUGUUGCUGUCCUGCUCAGUGUGACCUUCCUGUUCAUCUUUGGGAUUCCAUACAGCUUGAUGGUGUCAAUUAAUAACUAUUAUUCUAAUGAGUUCUGCUAUUACGUUACUUUGCUUCUGACAUCGCUGAACAGCAGCGUCAACCCCGUCAUUUACUUCCUGGUGGGGGGCUGCCGGCAGCGCUGCUUCAGGGGCUCCGCCACAGACGCCCUGCGCCGAGUGUUCGAGGAGAAGGCGCCGAGCGAGGACGGGAGCCGCGGGCCGGGGGACACUGCGGCCGAGACCUCGCUCUGA
Messenger RNA from Colius striatus (speckled mousebird), 969 nucleotides. Its product is annotated as mas-related G-protein coupled receptor member H-like. The transcript has a single exon. Gene Ontology annotation, molecular function: G protein-coupled receptor activity. The record is from RefSeq and is a predicted model, not a curated record. Gene Ontology annotation, biological process: G protein-coupled receptor signaling pathway. Gene Ontology annotation, cellular component: membrane. Bases 1 to 969 code for a protein of 322 amino acids. NCBI's taxonomy places the organism in Eukaryota, Metazoa, Chordata, Aves, Coliiformes, Coliidae.